This is a messenger RNA of Paramacrobiotus metropolitanus, 1256 nucleotides long. RefSeq names its product glycogenin-1-like. NCBI's taxonomy places the organism in Eukaryota, Metazoa, Tardigrada, Eutardigrada, Parachela, Macrobiotidae. Gene Ontology annotation, molecular function: glycosyltransferase activity. The record is from RefSeq and is a predicted model, not a curated record. Gene Ontology annotation, cellular component: cytoplasm. The transcript has 6 exons. The annotation marks the transcript as partial.
GUAAACAACUCCACAACAGAAGUUUUUUGCAGUUAUUAUGUAAUAAAACCCGUCCUUCGGAACAGUCCCCACGGGGGACGCCCCGCUAGGGUUUCACAGUUGCCUGCACAUUUACUUCCCGAGUGAGCAGAACGAGAAACCGUGGUGACCAAGGUUUUAACGCCGCGUGCCGGAUAAAAUCUAUUUUUUGGUUGCUUAUCAUCAGAAGGCGCAAAAGGUUCUUUAGCAGCGGCAAUUUGGAAAUAUAUUGUUGUUUUUGCGGUUCCAGUUAGUUUCGGCCACAUUGACAGGCUCUCUUGCACAUAGAUCCUCGAAAGUCACUGGCAAUAGUAGCCGCAUUUGAUUUGGCAUCAUUUUGAAAUCCAUCGUUGACUUUUUCGGUGAUAUCUCUGGUGACUGUGCAACCUUUUCUCAAAAUGAAUUCAGGGCAAGCAUUUGUGACUUUGGCUACUAACGACUCGUACGGAUUGGGCGCGCUUGUUCUUGGUCAUUCUUUGCGCCGUACUGGGACGACUCGAAAAUUGGCCAUCCUCAUUACUCCAGACGUGUCGAACCAUAUGCGGAGUAUGUUGCAGAAAGUUUAUGACGUAAUUCAAGAGGUCAAUGUAUUGGAUUCAAAGGAUGCAGCCAACUUGGCGCUGCUGGCUCGGCCGGAACUUGGUAUCACUCUGACGAAACUCCAUGCCUGGAAUCUCACGCAAUUUCAGGAAGCAGUAUUCCUUGAUGCGGACUGUUUGGUGGUGCAGAAUGUGGACGAUCUUUUUGACCACGAAGAAUUAUCCGCCGUGACCGAUGUUGGCUGGCCGGAUUGUUUUAAUACUGGUGUUUUCGUCUUUCGUCCGAACACUAACACCUACACUCAGCUUAAUCAGUUCGCAUUGGAAAAGGGAUCAUUUGACGGUGGGGAUCAGGGUUUAUUGAAUCAAUUUUUCCCGGACUGGAAACGACUAUCUUAUGUUUACAACGUGGCGGCCACGGCGAUUGACUCGCAUUCACCGGCAUUUAGACAAUAUGGUGCAAAUGUGAAGAUUGUCCACUUUCUUGGAAGUACGAAACCAUGGCAUAGCACAAGCGCAGCAAGCGUGUAUUUCUCACCUGCUUUGGGAAAUUUCUUGUCGCUGUGGUGGCAAACGUUCAAUACGAGCGUCCGUGGUGGUCUGGAAUUUGAUUGGGUAAGUUUUAAUGCAAGUGUUCGGAGCAGACGGACUGUCCAGAUUCUGAAGCCGGGAUUUAUCAUAACGGUGAUAUAUGUUUUG